Messenger RNA from Gallus gallus (chicken), 1393 nucleotides. RefSeq names its product serine/threonine kinase 16 (gene STK16). Lineage: Eukaryota; Metazoa; Chordata; Aves; Galliformes; Phasianidae. Gene Ontology annotation, molecular function: protein serine/threonine kinase activity; ATP binding. Bases 25 to 942 code for a protein of 305 amino acids. Gene Ontology annotation, biological process: protein phosphorylation. Gene Ontology annotation, cellular component: cytoplasm; Golgi apparatus. The transcript is spliced from 7 exons. The record is from RefSeq and is a predicted model, not a curated record.
GGCGGGCGAUGACGCGCGCGGACGAUGGGGCAGGCGCUGUGCGUCUGCUCCCGCGGCACCGUCAGCCUGGGGGGUGCGCGGUACCUCCUGCUGCAGCGCCUGGCCGAGGGGGGCUUCAGCUACGUGGACCUGGUGGAGGGGCUGCGGGACGGGCGCUUCUACGCGCUGAAGCGCAUCCUGUGCCACGACAAGGAGGACCGGCAGGCCGCCCUGCGCGAGGUGGAGAUGCACAACCUCUUCCAGCACCCCAACAUCCUGCGCCUGGAGGCCCACUGCAUGGUGGAGAAGGGUGCCAAGCACGAGGCCUGGCUGCUCCUGCCCUACGUGAAGGGGGGGACCCUAUGGAGCGAGGUGGAAGCGCUGCGGGAGAAAGGGACCUUCAUGCCGGAGCAGCGCAUCCUUCUCAUCCUCCGUGGCAUCUGCAGUGGGCUGCAGGCCAUCCACGGCAAGGGCUACGCGCACAGGGACCUCAAGCCCACCAACGUGCUGCUGGAUGAGGACGACCAGCCUAUCCUGAUGGACCUGGGCUCCAUGAACCGGGCCCGCAUGGAAGUCACCAACUCUCGGGAGGCCAUGGCUGUGCAGGACUGGGCCGCCCAGCGCUGCACCAUCUCCUACCGUGCCCCCGAGCUCUUCACCGUGCCCAGCCAGUGCAUCAUCGAUGAGCGCACGGAUAUUUGGUCCCUAGGCUGCGUGCUGUACUGCAUGAUGUUCGGGGAGGGCCCCUUCGACGCCAUCUUCCAGAAGGGUGACAGCGUGGCGCUAGCAGUGCAGAACCCCAUCGCCAUCCCCACAACUUCCAGGUACUCAGCCGCCUUGCACCGCCUGCUCUUCUCCAUGAUGACAGUGAACCCCCAGGAGCGGCCCAGCAUCGAGGACAUCCUACAGCAGCUGGAGGGGCUGCAGGCUACGCCGGCCGGCCAGGUCACCACGAGUAUCUGAGCGUGGCCCAUCACCGGCCUCGGCUGUGCCGGGCUGCCCUGGGCCUGCUUCCCCUUGGGGCUGCUCCUGAGGGGAUUUCUGUGCCCCAGGGAGAGCUGCUCCAUGCCGGAGGUGUUUUGGAGUCAGACUUUGCCGUUUGGGGGUGUGCGGUGUGGUGGUUUGUACCCUGAACGCUGCCGCUGGGGCCUGUGCGACCACUGGGGUCUGCACGGCUGCUGGGGCCCAACGGCCCAGCACCAGGCUGCAGGACUGGCACACAUGCCCCGCUGCUGAGGGCAAGGCCUCACUGCCUGCUCCGAGCCCACGGGGCGGCAGGUCUCUCCUGCCCCGGGGUAUGGCUGCGGCCAGGCCCGGCCGUGUGCUGCUGGAGCGAGGCAGGGGCAGGCGGGGCUCGGCACCCACUGCCCUGGCACCUACGUUGCCUUGUGUUUUGAAUAAAGGUGUUCUUGCA